CGCGGGCCACAUCACGUCGAGUUGGCCAUUGCGCAGCGCAUUCAGUUCAUCGAACUGCUGUUCUCUCGCUAGCUGGACGCUGUCCGAGACGACCCGAACGACAACAAGCUUCAGCGCGGACGUACCCCAACGCGCACCAUGGCGGAAUCGGGCUCCGCCUUCAAGGACAUCCCGGAACUGUUCGAGAACGAGCUCGGCGAGGCGCUGACCGCCCGGACGGAAGUGCUCUCCAACUUCCGCGAGCUCGGCCCACCGGACCUGUGCCACAUCGUGAAGACGACGGGCCGGAGCGGGCAGCGCGAUCUGGGCUCGUACCACUUCGUGUCCGGCGUGGACGCGUCGUCGUCCGCGUCCCUGGCCGCGUACAUCAAUUCGCUCACGUACGCCAUCGAGGACAACUCGGCGUGGUUCAGCAAGAGCGCCGCGUGGAAGAUCAAGAACGGGUCGUACUGCUGCUUCAACGCGUUCUCGAGAGUGGAUGUACGCGUCGACGUGCGCAUACCGGGCGGCGUCCACGCAUACGUGAUUGAUCUGCGGGGCGAGAGACACGAAGCGACCCCCGAGAUAUGGCAAGAAACCUACGUCUCUGCCAUCCUGCGCGCGGUGCUCUACUCGGACGACCCCACCUACUGGAUCGACGCAUGGCGCAAGCUCGACCCCAUCACUACCCCAGAAGGCGAACUCCGGUUCCUGCAGGCGGCCGAGCAUCUGUUCAUGAAGGGCUGGCAGGUUGGGUCCGACCCGGAGAUACAAGUCGCGACCGUCGUGUCCAACCAUCUGACGGCGGCCAUCAUGAAGUACUUCGGGGACAGCUUCAGGUGGCAGCAGGCUGCGAACCUAUUCGAGAAGAUAUCCGCGCGAGAUCCGGAAGUCGCGUCUCUGCUUGCCAAGAGCUACCUCGGCAUGAACGAGGAAGUCAAAGCGGUUCAGAUCAUGUCCGCCGCGAUGAAGCAGACGCCGCAAUCCUACACUCUCCUCCACGUGCAAUGCGACUACCUCCGCUCCAAAGGCCGGUACGAUUGGGCGCUAAAACUCGCCAAGCAGGCGGUCAACUGCGCGCCGAGCGAGUUCGUCACCUGGGAAAAGCUAACGGAGGUCUACAUCGAGCUCGGGGAGUACGAAUCCGCGCUGCUCACGCUCAACUCGUGUCCGAUGUUCACCUUCAACGGCCGAGACCAGCACAGACCGCUUCAACCCGCGCGGGUGCACCUGCCACCGAAGGGACCGAUUGUGGAGAUCCUACCGGAUCGGACGCGAACGGAGGACGACGAGGCCGACCCAGCGUUGCUGCGCCUUCCGGCCCCCGGCCUGCGAGGAACCUGGGCACGGGCCUACACCUUGCUGACCAAGCUGGCGUCGCACAUAGGUUGGGACGAGCUCCUGAAGACGAGGAGCGCCGUCUUCGUCAUGGAGGAAGAGUACCGCAUGCAGAAGGCCGCGUCCGACAUCCACCAGCACGCGCGGACGGCGAGCAAGGACGCGGACGCGGAGAGCACCGUCGUCGGCCACGACGGGUCGCUCGCGCCGGACGCGGCGCAGGGAAAGGGAAAGGGAAAGGGCAAGGCGGACCCGAACGGAGACGACGACGACGCGAGCACGCGCGGCGUGGUGUCGCCCGCCGUCAGCGCGUCGGACGCGGACGUGGAGGACCUGCAGGCGGGGAUCCCGACGAUCAGGAUAUCGAGCGAGUCGGAUCGCACGCACCGGCUUGAGCGGGAGCGGGAGAAGGAGAAGGAGAAAGAGGAGGCGGAGGAGAAGGCGAAGGCGCACGCGCAGGCGGAGGCGGAGGCGAACGGCGUGAACGGUGCGGGCGGGCUCGAGCGUCCUGUGCAGGCUGCGGCGGGCACAGGCGAGGCAGGCGAUGAAGAUGCACUCAAGUCGCCGAAUCCCGGGGCGGGGCAGGAGGCGUUCUCGUUCAGCAACAAGCGUCUCUGCGAACGGUGGUUGGAUAACUUGUUCAUGGUUCUGUAUGAGGAUCUCCGGGUGUGGACCAUCUUCCGCGCCGAAGUGGCGCAUUUCAAGACCCAGCACAUAGCAUACCGCAAGACGGGCAUGGAGUGGGAGAUCUUGGGCGAUCUCGGGCUGCGGCUGCACCAUAAGGAAGAGGCGAAGGAGGCGUACCAGAGGUGCCUCGACACGCCGCGGUACUCGUACAAGCCGUGGAUGAAGCUGAUGGAGACGUACACCGAGGAGGGAGACUUGCCGCGGACGCUGCAAGCUGCGAUCCGGGUAGCGGCGUACCAGUACGGGGACUAUACCGAGAUGACAUAUCCUACCCUCAUCGCGAGGUGUUUCUUCAAGCUUGGCCAGAUGCACGGCCAUGCCAAAAUAUCGUACACGCUCAUGAGUAUGAGCCUCCCCGAACCGAUCUUGAAGAUCAUGGAGAGCUUCUUGCACUAUGGAACGGUGUUCAAGGUGGAGGGGCACAACUUCUGAGUCUUGGACGGGCCUCCUGUACUUAUUGCUAUGCGAUGCGUUUUUUUCGUAUUCGAUAUUAUUGAUGAAUGUG
Punctularia strigosozonata HHB-11173 SS5 is the source of this 2509-nucleotide messenger RNA. RefSeq names its product chaps family protein. Gene Ontology annotation, molecular function: protein binding. Bases 139 to 2436 code for a protein of 765 amino acids. Gene Ontology annotation, biological process: Golgi to plasma membrane transport. Gene Ontology annotation, cellular component: exomer complex. The record is from RefSeq and is a predicted model, not a curated record. The transcript is spliced from 11 exons. NCBI's taxonomy places the organism in Eukaryota, Fungi, Basidiomycota, Agaricomycetes, Corticiales, Punctulariaceae.